Molecule: messenger RNA, 408 nt
Organism: Mesorhabditis spiculigera
Lineage: Eukaryota; Metazoa; Nematoda; Chromadorea; Rhabditida; Rhabditidae
Source: the annotation of a GenBank genome assembly
AUGUUGCGAGCAGCGUCGAAUGCCCAACUCCGACCGGCCGUCCGAAAUUUGCAUAAAACGACGAAAGCGGUGGAUGCGAUGCCCGGGCUAGGAACCACACCGCCGGGAGGAAAAAUGCCAAUGAUCUCCGAUACCGGGAAAUUCCUUCUUGGCGCGGCUGCCGUGAGUACAGCCGGCUACUUUGGAUAUGGAUAUUUGAGGGGACAACAAUUGAGACAAUAUAGGCGUGACAUCUCCGCUCAUAAAGGCCCAAUUCCCGAGACUAAAGAGGCCAUCGAUUCGGCGAUGAAUAAAAGCAUCGUCCCACCAGCAAUCACAAUAAAGGAGCCACCGGCUGACAAAGCGGGAGAGGCCGAACAUCAAAUAGACGAAGAUCUGCCGACAUUGUUAGAGACCGGGGAGGAUUGG